Molecule: messenger RNA, 621 nt
Organism: Cuscuta campestris
Lineage: Eukaryota; Viridiplantae; Streptophyta; Magnoliopsida; Solanales; Convolvulaceae
Source: the annotation of a GenBank genome assembly
GUAAGAGGAGCAAACGGCAUCCAACAUUGGAAUGAUGGACUCCGCUUACUUCAUCCGCUUUCCUGGAUCAACUCCACUCUCCAUCUCAGUAUCUCGAAAGUCGAAGAAGCAUGUACAGGCGCGGUCCAGUGCCAAUUGAUGGGUGCUGUUCAUCCUGGGAUGGUCCCGAUGCACAAGGUCAAUUUUGAUGCCAAGAAUGAGUACGGAAUGAUCCAGAACUACAAGGUCCUUCAAGAUGUCUUCAACAAGCUCAAAAUUACUAAGCAUAUUGAGGUGAGCAAACUGGUGAAAGGAAGGCCUCUGGAUAACCUGGAGUUUAUGCAGUGGAUGAAGCGCUACUGUGAUUCUGUAGGAGGAGGAGGAGCUGCACUCAAUUACAACGCUCUAGAGAGAAGAGAGGCCAGCAAGGGUGGAAAGGAAGUGAACAAGAAAUCUGCAGCAGCAUCACAACAAGUUUCGGCCAAGCCUUCCUCAGCUUCAACCAAGCAUCAUGUCCCACCCAAUGGCCGUAGGAAUGACGCUACCAAUACAAGCACCACAAAUCUUUCUUGAAAGACCUCUAGGCCAUCUUCAAGUGGAGGCCGCUCCGUCUACUCUGAAACAUAAAAGGCUGCACAUGAA